This is a messenger RNA of Calypte anna (Anna's hummingbird), 630 nucleotides long. It is a transcript of the gene CLDN4, whose product is annotated as claudin 4. The transcript has a single exon. Gene Ontology annotation, molecular function: structural molecule activity. Gene Ontology annotation, cellular component: bicellular tight junction; plasma membrane. Gene Ontology annotation, biological process: bicellular tight junction assembly; cell adhesion. Lineage: Eukaryota; Metazoa; Chordata; Aves; Apodiformes; Trochilidae. The record is from RefSeq and is a predicted model, not a curated record. The coding region runs from base 1 to 630 and encodes 209 amino acids.
AUGGCCUCCAUGGGGCUGCAGGUGCUGGGCAUUGCCCUCUCUGUCAUCGGCUGGCUGGCCUCCAUCCUCUGCUGUGCGUUGCCCAUGUGGCGGGAGACGGCCUUCAUCGGCAACAACAUCGUGGUGGCCCAGAUCAUCUGGGAAGGGCUGUGGAUGAACUGCGUGGUGCAGAGCACGGGGCAGAUGCAGUGCAAGGUCUACGACUCCGUGCUGGCCCUGCCGCAGGACCUGCAAGCCGCCCGUGCCAUGGUGGUAGUGGCCAUCAUCUUGGCCAUCCUGGGCACCCUGCUUGCUGUCACUGGCGGCAAGUGCACCAACUGUGUGGAGGACGACACCGCCAAAGCCAAGGUCAUGAUCCUCUCUGGCAUCAUCUUCAUUGUCGCCGGCACCCUCAUCCUCAUCCCCAUCUCUUGGUCAGCCAACACCAUCAUCCAGGAUUUCUACAACCCACUGGUCACCAACUCCCAGAAGCGGGACCUGGGGUCAUCCCUCUACGUGGGCUGGGUGGCCUCCGCACUCCUGCUGCUUGGGGGGGUGAUCCUCUGCUGCACCUGCCCACCCCGGGCUGAGAAGCCCUACGCUGCCAAGUUCACGGCUGCUCGCUCACUGCCAGACAGCAACUACGUCUAG